AUGGCGGACAAAAAUGUUUUUCAAUCAAUACUAUUUUCUCUCUCUAUAGUUUCUCUCUAGCGUUGUCCUCCGAAGAACUUACAAGGGAUGGGAGAAACGAUUCAAAAAAUGCAGAAACUCAGGUUAGAAUGCGAAACAGAGAUUCCGAUUCAACUACAACAAGCUACUUCUGCACUAACUUCAUUCCGAAAUUCAUUAGAUUUCAUUGAGCUCAAAUCCGCACAAACGUCUCAAAAUCAAGAGAAACUUGGAUAUCUCAAAACGGGCUCGAGAGAAUUGGAAGAUGAAUUGGUUAAAGCUCUAGCAGUGAAAACUGAUAGAGAGGCAAAGCGUCUGGACUUGAAUGAUUCAGUACUUGCUGCAAAAGCCAGGAUAGAAGAACUAAAAAGAAUUGUGCAAAUCAAAACAGCAAAGGAAGAAGAGUAUGGAGCAAUCAUUUCAAGACAAUCAAUGGCUAUAGAAGCACAGGAAGAAAAGGUUAAGAAGAUCACAGAUCACAAAGAGAGCACGGAAGAUGCCAUUUCAUGGUACAAUAAGGUUCUUGGCUUUCGAAUUGAAGGAGGACGUGGAGUCAAAUUUAUAUUUAAUAACAUUAACACAGAACAUCCACAUGAAGAAUAUUCAUUCAUUGUUCGGCAUGAGGACAAUACCUAUACUUUGCUAGAUUGCCAUCCAUUCGUGGAAGACACCAAAGAAUUGGUACAAGAGUUGAAUAGAACUAAUGGUCUGUUCAAGUUCGUCAGAAUCAUGAGAGAAAAGUUUCAAGCGGCUGUAUCGAUCGGAUAUCCUGAUCAGGCUACUUCUGUGCAUCCUGAGUCGGCCAUGGUUUCUGUCUCAGCACCCACCUCAUUAGAUUACGCAAAUGGGAGUGAAUCCAGAAACGAGCAAAAUCAACUGCCUGAUCAACCAGGAGCCCCCGAGAUAUGCAACAAGAAGGUUAAACGUGUUGGUGUGGAGAAAUCACAAAUUCUAUCUCCUGCAUCUGCAUCUGCAUCAUCUCAUCGCCGGUCUCCGCGUUUACUUGCUAAGAAUAGAGCAAAGAAUAAUUGAUCAUCCUGAGGUUGUUUGCAUUAACUCAGGAUAUCCGUCAACUUCCUUGUUGAAGAUUACAGUGUUCUGUGGCAGUUUAGAGUUGAAAAAUGAAGGCAUGAAACAAUCAGUUGUCCGUCCAUCCGUCCGUGGGAAUCAGGUGAGGGCUGUUUUUGAGGCAAAAUGGCCUCAAUAUAUUUUCAGUUCAAAUAGGAUAAAGUUAGUGCUACUGUGUUAUCUUUUAGGUUUGUGUAUCUAUGUAUAGUUAUUAGUAAUUGUUUUGUUUACAACAAUGCUUUUAGGUGUUCUGGCCUUCUGGGAACAUACAACAUAUAGGCAGUGGUUGUAAAAUCUUUUUGAGGUUUCCCAUGAAGGCGAGCCUUUUUCCGCAUAAAGUAUGAGUCCAGGCCUUAGUAUAAUCAGUAUAAGAAUAUGACCUGGGUUUGAUAUGAGGAUGCAUUAAAUUUUCCAAACCCAUGAGGGUUCA
Papaver somniferum (opium poppy) is the source of this 1516-nucleotide messenger RNA. RefSeq names its product kinetochore protein SPC25 homolog. Gene Ontology annotation, cellular component: Ndc80 complex. Gene Ontology annotation, biological process: chromosome segregation. The record is from RefSeq and is a predicted model, not a curated record. The transcript has 7 exons. Bases 88 to 1050 code for a protein of 320 amino acids. NCBI's taxonomy places the organism in Eukaryota, Viridiplantae, Streptophyta, Magnoliopsida, Ranunculales, Papaveraceae.